Molecule: messenger RNA, 570 nt
Organism: Linnemannia hyalina
Lineage: Eukaryota; Fungi; Mortierellomycota; Mortierellomycetes; Mortierellales; Mortierellaceae
Source: the annotation of a GenBank genome assembly
AUGACAAUCCAAGGAGUCUACCUUGAGCCCAUCCGCAAGGAAACCAUCGAAUUCCAAAUGUUUGAGGAACGCUUCGACAGGUUGGUCGCCCUCUACGAGAUCAUCUACGCCGAGGUUGUCAGCGGAUACCUGGGCAACGAGGAUGAAUGGGACGGAACCACCUAUUACCAUGGCACCUCGCACUGCGGAUGCACCGACCUCAUGAUCGCCAAUUCUGAAGACGACCGAAUCCCUGUCUAUGCCUGGUGUAAAAAUUCCCGCUGUUGUACUAAGGGCAUCAUCAGCAGCGGCUUCCUCAAGGCCAAGAGUCCACAAGACUUUGGUUCUCACACUGUACUUCGCUGGGGAUUGUUGAGUACAGGCCACUUUUUCUCACUUGAUGAGGAGACCGCUCGAGAAAUGGCAAUCGGCAAGUCUUUUGGGACAGCCCCGGAAUCACCCCUCCUGAGUAUCUUUGUUUGUGUCGCCAGGAACCCUCAAAACGAAGUUAUCUAUCCUUUCGAGGACUACCAUUCUGUCCAAAACGACAACGACAUUUUGCCUGUCUACAUCGCCAUCGUACACAAGUAG